CUCUCUCAAACUCGUCUCUACUCACGCAGUAAACUCUUCUCCAUUCUUAUACAUAUAUACAUUCUCUUACUCUACUUCAUUCGCUUUCAAGCCUCUAGACGACAAUGGUAAACCUACGCGCCAUCUCCGCCUCUCUGGCGGUCUCUCUUCUCGCUGGCACCGCCGUUGCCCACCCCGGUGAGAGCAAGGCGGCCGUCAAGCGCGAGGCGUACCUCCUGAACCGCGCCCAGGCCGGUGCUCGUCGUGCCAUCACCGGAUGUGCCGACGCCGAAAACAGCGCCGCCCUGAAGGCUCGCUCUGCCGCUCGACGUGCUGCCACCGCAGAGGCGCUCCGGAAGAAGCGUGGCCUUGAUAGCCACCGCAUGAGGGGCAAGCGAGACCAGGCCGCCCUCGAGAAGUAUCUAGCCGUCGACCACAAUGUCACACACUUGGGAUACACCCUCGAUACUCCGAUCGAUGUCAUCUUCGACUCUAACUCGUCUGUCGCCCUCAUUCCGGAGGUUACCAUCGGGCCUUACUGGGUUUCGGGCGAAUUGAUCAGGACCGACAUAACGGACGAUGAGCCGGGCGUGCCGCUGCACCUGGACCUGCAGUUCAUCGACCUCAACACGUGCCAGGCGGUGCCCAAGAUGCUGAUCGACGCGUGGCACUGCAACGCGACGGGGGUAUACUCAGGCGUAGCGACGACGGGCCAGGGCGGGCUCAACUCUACGUUCGGCCGCGGCAUCCAGGAGACGGACGAGGACGGCGUGGUGCAGUUCGACACCAUCUUCCCGGGCCACUACACCGGCCGCACCGGCCACAUCCACAUCAUGAGCACCGAGAACGCCACCAUCCUCCCCAACAACACCUACCUCACCAACGGCAAGGCCAACCACAUCGGCCAGAUCUUCUUCGAUCAGCACCUCAUCAACGCCGUCGAGAGCCUCAGCCCCUACACCAGCAACGAGCAGACGCUCACCCUCAACAGCGAGGACGGCAUCGGCGCCCAGACCGCCACCGAUGCCUACGACCCCUUCGUCGACUACGUCCUCCUCGGCCCCAACCUCCAGGACGGCCUCCUCGCCUACAUCACCGUCUUCGUCGACACCACCGCCAACGUGACCGCCAACGUCCAGGCCGCCGCCCACUACUACCAGGGCGGUGGCGUGGCCAACCCUGACGCCGGCGGUGGCUUCCCCGGCGGUCCCGGUGGUCCCGGCGGCCCCCCGCCGAGCGGUAGCUUCCCCCCCCUCCCCAGCUCGACCGCCAACUAGGUUGGCCGAUCGACUUGUCGACGCGCAGUGCUAGAUAGAGAGGUACUUUUCAACGAUGUACUUAGGAAGAAAGUAGAGGAGCGUAGAGCGGAUGGGAGGCGGCCCAGUUGUAUUUAGCUUAGUUCGUGAGUGAGACUAUUUAGAGAAUAUAUUGCCGCCAAUACUGCGU
Messenger RNA from Durotheca rogersii, 1425 nucleotides. RefSeq names its product Intradiol ring-cleavage dioxygenase. The transcript has 3 exons. The record is from RefSeq and is a predicted model, not a curated record. NCBI's taxonomy places the organism in Eukaryota, Fungi, Ascomycota, Sordariomycetes, Xylariales, Xylariaceae. The coding region runs from base 105 to 1256 and encodes 383 amino acids. Gene Ontology annotation, molecular function: ferric iron binding; oxidoreductase activity, acting on single donors with incorporation of molecular oxygen, incorporation of two atoms of oxygen.